Molecule: messenger RNA, 1821 nt
Organism: Gloeophyllum trabeum ATCC 11539
Lineage: Eukaryota; Fungi; Basidiomycota; Agaricomycetes; Gloeophyllales; Gloeophyllaceae
Exons: 4
Coding region: 1-1770 (589 amino acids)
Biological process (GO): positive regulation of nuclear cell cycle DNA replication; regulation of cell cycle phase transition
Cellular component (GO): Dbf4-dependent protein kinase complex; nucleus
Molecular function (GO): zinc ion binding; nucleic acid binding; protein serine/threonine kinase activator activity
Source: RefSeq, a predicted model, not a curated record
AUGGCUACCGUUCGUCGCCCUUUGCUAUCGCGCCCUUUGCCCGGUGUAGUGGAUCCCGGGAGGCUUCUGAAGGGCGGCCUACCAGUCGGGAAGCGGGCGAGGUCGCCGGAUGCUGCUUUCGACGCCGGUGCUGUAAAGGACUCUGCUAAGCGAGCCAGAGCUUUGCCACCUGUCCCGGUACAGGACGAAGAGCGCAAGGAGAAGGAGCAGAGGCGGCUGGAACGGGAGAAGCAGAAGCGGGAUUUUCAGAUCAAGUAUACAAAGGCGUUUCCGCAAUGGUCCUUCUACUUUGACCUUGAUGUUCUUAACCCCGAAGAAGCCGCUACGCAGGAGCGAUUAACGGCAAAAAUCGAACAACUGGGCGGGCGUGUCGAGGACUUCUUCUCGAACGAUGUGACGCAUCUGGUGACCAACAAACCCAUACCUCCGCCUGGCGAUCGGGCGAACAAGGAGAAUAGCAAUCCGAAAGUCGUUCUAAAAGCUGUUGACUUUGGCAUCAAGAUCUGGGAUACUGUGAAGUUACAGAGCGUCCUGGAACGAUGUCUCGCGCCCCUGGCUUCGUCGACUACAGCGUCGCGUCCGCAACUCUUACAGCCUGCCACUGGGAUGAGCAGAACGGGCCGUGACCUCCAGCGCCUGUUGCUGACGGAGCGACUGCGCGGUACCACCACAGAACGGGAUCCGACUCAAAAGCGUCACAACUAUCAAUACUUCUCCAAAUCUAGCUAUUUCUUGUUGGUUGAGGACAUGAAACAGGAGCUUGCAACGAUUCAUGCCCUAGAGUACACCAUCUCCAAGGGCAAAGACGGGGUUGAAAGGGGUGCAUGGCCCAUUCUCUACUGCCAUCCUCGAGCACGCGGUCCAUUCGUGGAAUAUAAUGAGAAGGAGCAGAGGCGCUGGGAGAAGGCUCAACUCGCGGAGAAAGAGGACGCCAAAGAGCGAGAGUGCGUCAAGGCGAAGCUCAGAAGGGAACGCAAGAAAGAGCAGAUGCAAGUGCAGCCCAGGCAGGGCGACCUCAGGCGUACGGUGUCGAUGAAUAACCUCCACCGUCGGGUGACGAACCCCGAACUUGGGUUCGACGAGCUGUUGGAUUGGAAAGGUGACAAUUCUGGAUCGGUCAAUGCGUCUGGAUAUCUCGCUUCUACUGGUGCAUACAUCGCUGCCUCCGGCAACAGCGUGAAUAUCACUUCGACUGCCGGCACCACCAGCAUGGCCAGCGGCCCGUUGCAAACUUUGCAGUUACCUGCAGCACUCCGCGAUAGGUUGGAACAGCAGGUCACGACGUCUCGCCGGGUCACCGCCGCCAACAACGGGAACACUGCCGAUGCGAAUGGCAAGCUUGGCGACAUGGGUCCUCCCCUCAGCAUCCCCGAGCGUCGUGCUCAGCUGAAGAAGAGUCGAAGCACAAGUACCCUGAGGUUGCCGAAACGAGACGAGAAGUCUAAACCAGGGUAUUGUGAGAGUUGCCGAGUCAAGUUUGAAGACUUCAAGGAGCACAUCAAGGGCCGAAAACAUCAGAAGUUUGCGAUGAACGACGAUAACUUCUACCAGCUCGAUCGCGUCCUGUCCCGAGUGCGUCGGCGCACGCUCCAGGAGGUGGAGGAACAAAGGGCCAUGAGGGAGCAGCAGCGCCUCAGGUACGACGAAGACACCUUCAUGCCGGGACCUUCGUCGCAAGACGAGGCGAUGAUUGAUCUGGACGCCGACUCCGACGAAGAGGAUGCGCAGCAGUACGGACGUUCGUACGAAGUUGAGGACUUCAACGUUUGACUUGGGGCAUAGAGCUUGGAUUCUGAGAUCACCGCAUGUAAUGUUACCACC